AUGGAAAAGAAUAUUGGGGAGUAUUGGUUAGCUCAGUGGCCUGGUGAACCGGAUGAAGAGGCUGUGGUUGUCGAGGAAGGAAACGUUCUUUCGUCUUCUGAUCACUUUCUUUCUUUCUUUCUUUCUUUCUUUCUUUCUUUCUUUCUUUCUUAUCUAAUUUGCAACCUUAUCUUCUUUGCUUUCUUCUUUUCUUUUUCUUGUUUCUAUCUUCCUUCUAUCGUUCUUCUUCAUCUUCAUCUUCUUUUUCAUCUCUAUCUUCUUCUUCUCCUUCGUUCACAUCUUCUUUUUCGUCAUUUUCUUCUUCUUUUUCUUCUUCUUUUUUCGUCAUUUUCUUCUUCUUCUUCUUUUUCGUCAUUUUCUUCUUCUUCUUUUUCUUCUUCUUUUUUUUCGUCAUUUUCUUCUUCUUCUUCUUCUUUUACGUCAUUUUAUUCUUCUUCUUUUUCUUCUUCUUUUUUUCGUCAUUUUCUUCUUCUUCUUUUUCUUCUUCUUUUUUCGUCAUUUUCUUCUUCUUCUUUUUCGUCAUUUUCUUCUUCUUCUUUUUCUUCUUCUUUUUUUCGUCAUUUUCUUCUUCUUCUUCUUUUACGUCAUUUUAUUCUUCUUUUUCUUCUUUUUUUCGUCAUUUUCUUCUUCUUCUUCUUUUUCGUCAUUUUCUUCUUCUUCUUUUUCUUCUUCUUUUUUCGUCAUUUUCUUCUUCUUUUUCGUCAUUUUCUUCUUCUUCUUUUUCUUCUUCUUUUUUUCGUCAUUUUCUUCUUCUUCUUUUACGUCAUUUUAUUCUUCUUCUUUUUCUUCUUCUUUUUUUCGUCAUUUUCUUCUUCUUCUUCUUCUUUUACGUCAUUUUAUUCUUCUUCUUUUUCUUCUUCUUUUUUCAUCAUUUUCUUCUUCUUUUUCUUCUUUUUUCUUCAUUUUCUUCUUCUUCUUCUUCUUUUUCGUCAUUUUCUUCUUCUUUUUCUUCUUCUUUUUUUGUCAUUUUCUUCUUCUUCUUCUUCUUCUUCUUCUUCUGCUUUUUCUUCUUCUUCAUCCUUAUAUAAUUUUUUCUUCUUCAUUUUCUUCUUCUUCAUCUUUUCUUCUUCGUCAUUUUCUUCUUUGUCAUUUUAUUCUUCUUUUCUUUGUCCUCUUCUUAUCCUUAUUCCUUAUCUUCUUCUUCAUCUUCUUUUUCUUCUUCGACAUUUCCUUCGUUUUCUUAUUCAUCAUUUUCUUCUUUUCCUCUUCUUCUUCUUCUUCUUCUUUGUCGUCAUUUUCUUCUUCUUCUUCUUUUUCUUCCUUAUAUUAUUUUUUCUUCUUCCGUUACUUCUUCUUCAUCAUCAUUUCUUUUUCUUCUUCAUCAUUUUCUUCCAGUUAUUCUUUUUCUCUUCUUUCUGUCCUGUCCUCAUUUUAUUAUUCUUUUUGAUUUUCUUUCCUUUUAACGUUUCAUCGUUUACACCCCCCCACAUCUUUCUCUCACAUCUCUCUCUCUCUCUCUCUCUCUCUCUCUCUCUCUCUCUCUUACAUACAGACCACCCUCUUCUAUUCCUGCUUGUUCUUUUUUUUUCCGUUUUCCAUCUUCUCCGGCAUCUUUUCUCCUUCUAA
Molecule: messenger RNA, 1566 nt
Organism: Acanthosepion pharaonis
Lineage: Eukaryota; Metazoa; Mollusca; Cephalopoda; Sepiida; Sepiidae
Source: the annotation of a GenBank genome assembly